GAUGCUUGUGUUAGUAUGUUGAUGUCACUUGAAGGCUGGAAUGUUCCAGGAACCUAAUCGAGCUAAGCACCCAAAUCUGACUUAAUUUUCUCACGCAUCAUAUGGUUACAGAUCCCCACUAGUGUAACUGAGUGUAUUUCAGUGAGAAUCAAGUCAAACUCAUGUCAAACUCAUGAAACUUGAGACAAUACAUCAUAAUUCCUGUUUGUUUAAAAACCCAGCUUUGGGUCAGGAUGCCAUAAGAACCUCUAUCUGCACUCUGCAGUCAUCAUUAGCAGAAAGUUGGAUGUGGGGGUGCUGGCAGGACUGCACCUCAGUUGUUGUUAUAGUGCAUUGCUUUUUUUCCCAGAACACGCUCACUGCAGAUGACCAUUCUCCUGAAGACAGCUUUAGCCUGAAUCCCGAGGACAGAAGAGAAUACCCCGAUCUCCAGGCUGCCCACCGGCCAUUCCCUAAGCAACGAUUCAGGCAGGAAAAUGGGCAUACAUCCUUACAGAGAGAUGGACCUAGAUCUUUCCUUUUGGAUCUCCCAAACUUCCCUGACCUGUCAAAAGCCGAUAUCAACGGGCAGAAUCCCAACAUUCAGGUUACCAUUGAAGUGGUGGAUGGCCCUGAUUCAGAAACUGACAAGGACCUUCAGAAAGAGAACAGCAAGCCUAGCUGGCCAGUCUCAUCACCUGACUGGAGAAACUGGUGGCAGAGGUCCUCCACCUUGACUCGCAUGAGCAGUGGUGACCAGGACUACAAGUAUGACAGCACUACUGAGGACAGCAACUUCCUGAACCCUCUCGGUGGGUGGGAUGGUCAUGCACCCAGUCACCGGACAUUUGAGUCCAAGGAGCAGUCAGAGUAUGACUACAUUGAUGGUGAUGGAGACUGGAGCCCAUGGUCCCUUUGUAGCGUCACCUGUGGGAGCGGCAGUCAGAAGCGGACGAGGUCCUGUGGCUAUGCCUGCACUGCCACCGAGUCACGGACCUGCGACAGGCCAAAUUGCCCAGGGAUUGAAGAUACCUUCCGAACAGCAGCCACAGAAGUGAGCUUACUGGCUGGGAGUGAAGACUUCAAUGCUACCAAACUGUUUGAAGUGGAUACUGAUAGCUGUGAAAGAUGGAUGAGCUGCAAAAGUGAGUUCUUGAAGAAAUACAUGCACAAAGUGGUCAAUGAUCUUCCCAGCUGCCCCUGCUCUUACCCCAGAGAAGUUGCUUACAGCACUGCUGAUAUCUAUGAUCGGAUUAAGAGGAAAAACUUUCGCUGGAAAGAUGCAAGUGGUCCAAAGGAAAAACUGGAGAUCUAUAAGCCCACUGCACGGUACUGCAUCCGCUCCAUGCUCUCUUUGGAGAGCACAACACUAGCAGCUCAGCACUGCUGUUAUGAUGAUAACAUGCAGCUGAUUACCAGAGGCAAAGGGGCAGGUACACCAAACCUGAUCAGCAUUGAAUUUUCAGCAGAACUCCAUUACAAAGUGGACAUUCUACCCUGGAUUAUAUGCAAGGGUGACUGGAGCCGGUACAACGAAGCACGACCUCCAAACAACGGGCAGAAGUGCACAGAAAACCCUACAGAUGAAGACUAUUACAAGCAAUUUCAAGAAGCAAGGGAAUACUGAAGAGGUUUUCCUCCUCUUCAGACAGAAAAUAGCAUUCAUUUCCUGGAUGCCAAAGAACUGAUAACUGCUGCUGCACUAUCUCCUUGACAGGCGCUGAUCAGUUUCUUUAUAAUGAAUGUGUAUAGUUGUAAUAUAAUACAUAACUAUUUUCAUAGUGUGUGUAAUUUAUAAGCACAUAUCUCUCUAUCUCACACACACCUAUUUUUACAUAUGGACAUACAUAAAAUUUGUCCCAGUAAGAUUUUAUUCUACAAUAACAUUCAUUUCAUAAUGUGCAUUUUCCUUUGUUCACCAACUAUAAUGUGUGAGAGGGGGGAGCGGGAGGUAGGGAUGCAGCUGCCAUCACCAUCAGGACCAAGGCCCCAGCUGAAGAAGGCACAUAUUUAAAAGUUAUUAGGAAGAAUGGGGUUGAAAAAUAUACUCUUCCAUAUGAGAAUGGUUUACAAGAUUAAUGCAUCUACAGCAUUUCUUUUCUCUUUAAGUGAUUUCAUGACUAAUCAUGUUUAAGAAAGGAAAUUUUUUUUUUUUUUUUUUUGAAUUUACUAUAAACCCUCAUCAGCAACUGGAAUCUUUCUGUUUCAGGCCAAGUCCUCACUAUGAACCUGGGGCAGGCCUGCAGCGAGGGAAAGUUGUGGUUUUUCCAGAAUCAGCCCCAGGGCAGUGGUCCCAAAGCUCCAGAUAUGUAACUACAGCUGGCAGGGCCAGUGUCUAUACUGGGGAGCAGAUCUUCAAGGCAACUACCUGUAAGCUAAGCAUGCAUGUUGGAGGACUGAAGCCUGAUAUUUAAAUAUGGAGUGUUUAUUUUUUCCAUGAUAGGAAAAGCAGAAUAUGCAUUUCUAAGUAAGUUCCCUCAGAUAGAGCAUGCACCCAGCCUUUUUCUUCCCUUUUUACCAUAUGCUGAGGGCUCAGUAUCCUACAGAAGAAGCAGUUCCUUCAAGAAGCUAUCUGGGAGGAACGACAUUGAGUUAAAACUACUUUUUUUUUUUCUUUUUU
Messenger RNA from Tympanuchus pallidicinctus (lesser prairie-chicken), 2599 nucleotides. RefSeq names its product isthmin 1 (gene ISM1). The coding region runs from base 173 to 1606 and encodes 477 amino acids. Gene Ontology annotation, biological process: negative regulation of angiogenesis. The transcript has 5 exons. NCBI's taxonomy places the organism in Eukaryota, Metazoa, Chordata, Aves, Galliformes, Phasianidae. The record is from RefSeq and is a predicted model, not a curated record.